Molecule: messenger RNA, 291 nt
Organism: Filobasidium floriforme
Lineage: Eukaryota; Fungi; Basidiomycota; Tremellomycetes; Filobasidiales; Filobasidiaceae
Exons: 1
Source: RefSeq, a predicted model, not a curated record
AUGGGACCGAAGGAGCAUGAGGAAGAGGUGCUACGAAGGGUCAAGAUAGGCAACGACUUGACGGUGGCCCAACGGCUGAAGGUGGAGAGUCUUAUCCGAGCGAAUCACGAAGCUUUCGCCAUCGAUCUGUCCGAGCUGAACGCAUGUACACACACGGAGCAUCACCUCGACAUUACACCGGGUUCGAAAUUAACAAGGACGGCCUUUGGGAAACCCAUGAGCGACAUACAACUGAAGGCUGCGGUGAAACUCGUCGACAAGAUGAUCGACGCAGGUAUAAUCGAAGCCGUC